CGAGUCGUUGUCCCGCACGAGGCGCGCGCUCUCGGCGGGCGGCAGCAGCGCCCCCUCGAGGAAGAGGCUGAGGCGGGCGCGGCGGCUGAAGCCGAAGCGAUGGCGGAUGAGGCUGAGCAGGUCGGUGACGAGCCGCGCCUGGCCCGGCUCCAGCAGCAGCCAGCACAGCGCGCAGCCCGGGCUGGCCGGCGGAGGGUGGUCAAACACUAGCCGCAGCCGCACCGGGCCGCCGCCGGCCGCCAUCAUGGAAGUGGAAGAGGAGGAAGAGGCGGAGGAGGCGGGCGCGGGGGGCGGUGCCUCAGGGCGGGCCGGGCCGGCUGGUCCCGUGACCGCGGGAGCUGAGGGAGCAAUGGGGCUGCUCCGUGCUGUGGCCGCGCUGUCUGUGCUGCUGCUGGCGGCAGGUGUAGUUCUGAGGCAGCCCCAAGAGCCCAAAGAGGUGUGGGGAUAUGUGGAGGUUCGGAGCAAGGCCCACAUGUUCUGGUGGCUCUACUAUGCAAAUAACCCAACCAAAGACUUCACAGAGUUACCUCUUGUCUUGUGGCUUCAGGGAGGUCCAGGAUCUUCAGGAUGUGGGUAUGGGAACUUUGAAGAGAUUGGUCCAUUAGACAAAGAAAUGAAACCGAGAAAUACAACCUGGUUGCAGGCAGCCAGUAUCUUGUUUGUGGAUAAUCCUGUGGGCACUGGAUUCAGUUAUGUGGAUGAUUGUAGCUUGUUUGCCCAAAACCUUACCACAGUAGUUUCUGAUAUGAUGGUUUUUCUUGGAGAAUUCUUUAAGCGUAGAACAGAAUUCCAGACCAUCCCAUUCUACAUAUUUUCUGAAUCUUAUGGAGGUAAAAUGGCUGCUGGGGUUGCUUUAGAGCUGCACAAGGCUGUUCAAAAAGGGACCAUAAAGUGCAAUUUUAUGGGGACUGCUCUUGGAGACUCAUGGAUUUCUCCUUUGGACUCUGUGCUGUCCUGGGGCCCCUACCUUUACAGCACUUCUCUCCUUGAUGAUAAUGGUCUAGCAGAGGUGACUGCUGUUGCCAAAGAAAUAAUGGAUGCAAUAAAUAAAAAUCAGUAUGGGCUGGCUACUGAGCUUUGGGGCAAGGCUGAAGGUGUCAUUGAAGAGAACACAGACAAUGUGAACUUUUAUAACAUCUUGACUAAGGAGGUUCCAGAGGUGAAAUCAGAUGAACAAGAAAAUCUCCAUCUCAUGCGGCUUUUCCAGCGCCAUGUCAGAAAAAUGCAUCAGAGAAGCCUCGAUGAGCUGAUGAAUGGGCCCAUCAGAAAGAAGCUGAUGAUCAUUCCUGACUGUGUGAAGUGGGGAGGUCAGUCCAGACAGGUCUUUGAGAACAUGGCUGAGGAUUUCAUGAAACCUGUCAUUGAUAUUGUUGAUCAGCUUUUGGCAGCCAAUAUCAACGUUACAGUCUAUAAUGGGCAGCUGGACCUCAUUGUUGACACCAUGGGCCAGGAGGCAUGGAUCCGGAAACUGAAGUGGCCUGAUUUGGAGCAAUUCAGCCAGAAAAGGUGGAAGGCACUGUAUGUGUCUCCAGAAUCCACGGAGACAGCUGCUUUCCACAAGGCCUAUGAGAACUUUGCUUUCUUCUGGAUUCUCAAGGCUGGGCACAUGGUACCAGCUGACCAAGGAGAGAUGGCACUCAAAAUGCUCAGGAUGGUGACUCAGCAGGAGCACUAAGGAGGGGAGGUCAUCUAGUCUGGCUUCCUGUCCAGCAACAGGGCUCUGGAGGAGAGUGAAUCUGGAUCCUAAGCCAAAGGAGGAAGUGGCUGUUUGGGCACACAGCCUCCCUCGUCUUGCUGAUACUGUGCACAAGUGCUUGUGGAAAGAUGUUUUGGUGUUUUGUUUUUUUUUUUCUUAAAUGAGUUACUGCUUUUGAAUUUUUAAGCUGUGACUUGCUGCCUUAACACUGUUCAUAAAUGACUCUUCCAGAGGGAAGUCCACUGUCAUAAAGAACAAGCCCUGAACUUUUGCCUUGGAAGGAUUUUGUGCUCUUGCCCUUCCCUGAAUGCUCCCUUGUCUGUUUGCACACCAAGAGUAAAACUGAUUUGACUUGAUCUGCUCUGUGUUCCUCUGGGAGAGCUGACCUGCUUCAUGAGGCUGUGGAAUGUUCCUUCCUUUGUUCUCAGGCUUGAGUCACCUGGCUGGAUUCAAGAUGAAGCCGUGGAAAUGCCAGGACAGAGGACCUGCCCUAGAGGAAUCACAGUCCAUCUCAUCUUGCUGAGGUGCCUGAAUUAAGAUCCAGGAUUCUUCAGACUUUCUGUGCUGUGGAGAGAGAAAAAUAUCCCACAGAGGAGGAUUUGUCCCUUUUCAUCUGACCAUUUGUUUCUUGUUUCCAUCCUUCUUAAUGCCCACUACUCAAACUUUGUCUUUAUCCUCAACACCUAAAGUGCAUCCAGCAGGAAUUCCUGCUUCUCUGUAUCCCAAAGCAGAAGGCCUGUUAAUACCCUCUUGUACCAAAGAGUCUCAACAGACAGAAGCUUCUUAAAACCUUUUGGGUUUAGUCAGAAGGAAAGGAGCAUUAUUUGAGCAAUAACAACAUAAUUCUGAAAUAUUAUAGGAGUGUUUAAAAGAAGGAUAUACAAAAUCUUGAUCCAUGUCUUUUGGAGAUUUUUGUAAGUCUUGCAGAGACCUAUUAUUUUGAAACAUUUUUUUUAUAAUACGCAGUCAAGAAGAGACUUGGUCAGACAUCAUUUGACUUUUGCUAUGGAGCAUGAAGUAGUUGUUUUUUAUUGGUAUCUGAUAGGAGGCACAACAGCUCCUUCCAGCUGUCAGAAUCCUAAAUAAAUAACAACCUCUCAAUUACACCAGCCACUUACACCAGCCACCAUUCUUUUCUUAGCAAGAACUGAGGCACUGUCCUGGUUUAGGGCAAAUUUGUGAAGAAACUCCAAAAGGGGUCCCUCUAGAAAGCAGAUUCAAGCCCUUCCCUCUACUGGUUUGGGAGAAUAUUUCUUUGGAGAAAAGUGGGGAAAAAACUUUAUUUAACAAGCAAAGUAUUCAUAAGCAUAAAAAAGGAAUAAUAUUAAACAAUAAAACCUCUCUCUGCUCUGAAGAGAUGGCAAAUUCAUGAAGUUCUUGUUGUGGGGUGUAGCUUGGCUUGCUGUCUCUUUUCAGUCCCUCCAGCACUGGAAAAGGCUGUGUCCCAGGCCCAGGUGGGCCACAGGUGUGAACUCCCAGGAUUUUCUGGGUUUUCAGUCCAGAGCAGGUUUGAACAGUUCCAAGAAAAAAAAAGUAACACACAGUCCAGGGAACUUCACUGCCUCAGCUAGCUAAAAAAAUAAAAAGCAAAGGAGAGCUCUCUCCUGCUGUCUGUCUGUGCUGCAGACACACAGUCCAGAAGAGAAAAAUGCUGAAGCUCUCUGUCUCUAUGUUUUGAAAACAAUGCCUCAGACAUUUCACUGUUUCUCCUUCUCCCCCCCACUUCACUCUCAGAUCUAGUUUUAAAGGUGCAAAACUUAUUUCUGGGCUGAAUAGACAAAUGGGGAUAUAAUUCAGCAUCAUAAAGUAACCCUAGGACAGGCACAAGGCUGUGUGAGCAGACAUGCAAUCACCCAGCAGCUGCACUAUUGGUACCUAAUAAUUGCUUUCCUUUUUCAUGUUCCCAUCUUGUAUUCUUAAGAACCUAGCAAUGCAGAUCCAGGUUUGGUUUUUUAAAUACUUUUUUUCAAUAAACAGGUCUAAUUCCUCUCUCUUCAGCAUCACAUUGAUUUAACUGCUUGAAAAUGACAUUAUUUUCUGUCUUGGCUUUUAGUUGAACAAGAGGAGGUUGUUACCAGUGUGUAAAUUUGCAUAUCUGCAUUCUUUGAAUAUUUUUAAGCAAUUUCCCUAGCAAAUCAGUAUGUUUUUGCCUGGGUAAUGUGCUGCUUUGGGCUGUGAUAGAGUUAGUUUUCUUCCUAGUAGAUCAUAUGGGCUAUAUUUUGAAUUUGUGCUGGAGGUUGUUGAUAACACAGUUGUGUUCUAGUUGUGGCUGAGCAGUUCUGACAAGGCCUUUUCUGCCCUCACCAGACCCCACCAGUGAGGGGCCUUUUGGGAGCACAAGGAGUUGGAAGGGACACAGCCUGGACAGCUGACCCUCACUGACCCAAGAGAUGUCCCAGGCCAGGUGCUGUCAUGCUCAGCAGGGGAAGAAGAAGGAAGGGGGGGACACUGGGGGUGGUGCUGUUUGUCUUCCCAAGUAACUGCUGCCUGUGAUGGCACCCUGCUUCUUGGAGACAGCUGCACACCUGCAUGCCCAUGGGAAGUGGUGAAUGAACUCCUUCUUUUGGUUUGCUUGUUGCCUAUUAAACUGUCCUUAUUUCAACA
Messenger RNA from Motacilla alba alba, 4300 nucleotides. RefSeq names its product serine carboxypeptidase 1 (gene SCPEP1). Gene Ontology annotation, molecular function: serine-type carboxypeptidase activity. The record is from RefSeq and is a predicted model, not a curated record. Bases 107 to 1675 code for a protein of 522 amino acids. The transcript is spliced from 13 exons. Lineage: Eukaryota; Metazoa; Chordata; Aves; Passeriformes; Motacillidae. Gene Ontology annotation, biological process: proteolysis.